UAAGUUGGAACUUAAUCUCGCUUUAUCAAGAUGGGGUCUUGUAUGAGCAUGAUUUGCCAGUGUCAUCUCUGUAGGUGUUGUGAAUGCGGUCCCCCAUGUUACUGUUGUCGAUGCUGCAAACACUGGUUCGGAGAUUGGUGGAUGUGCAGUGACUGCUGUGAAGAUUUCUCUGAUGAAGAGUAUUACCCAGUUAAUCCAACGAAAAACGAUAAAGAAGCGCCACCGGAUGACGGAGAAGGGAUGUAUAAAUAUCCGAACGGGGACGUGUACGUCGGCGAAUGGAGACGGGGCAAGCGACAUGGCUAUGGAGAACUUGUAAAGAAAGACGGAACGCAGUGAGUAGUCACGUACUGCAAACCUUGAUGUUUAGUUUAUGUUCAAUUCAGAGUUUACUUAAACAAACGCUUGUGAGGUACAAUCGAGGCAUUCAAACACUGCUUCUGUUCUAUUUUGUUCUAGAAUAUUAUUAACUGUUGUUUUGAAAACAUUCAGUUUAUUUUGACGGUUAAAUUGACAACGGAGUCGAAUGAAAAAUUUCGCAAUUAGUUUAACAUGUCACGCCAGACUGCUUCAAGCCAAGAGCGCUGUAAGUUCCCCGGAAAAAGUGAAAAAAAGGUUCAUUAAUCAUUUUUCUUUGCUCAUCGACGAAGCAAUGGUCAUUGUUGUUCUUAUUGUUUAAAAAUUGGUUUGUCUUUGUUUUUUUUUUUACAUUAAGCAUUUUCAUAGGGAGCACGUCACAUCGGAUUGAUAUUCGAGCGCGUCUUGAACGAAAGUUCGAGUGACUCAGAAAAUGUCGAAAUAAUAUCCUAAGAGUGCAGCCAUUUGAAAUUUCGCAGUAAAUUUUACCAAGACCAGUAUUGUGAAUAAGCUCAAUUUUGUUGUUUAUCUUUCAAGCAUUAAUCUCAAAGUUAACAUGGCUACUUAAAAAGUCAGAUUGGUUUAUUGACGAGAAGGCGGCUGUCGAAACGAGAAACUGGUAUUGAACACAAUUUACAUGAACUUUCUUGAAGAAUACCCCGUCGAAGGUUUUUGAAACUGGGCAAAAAGAUCACCGCUUAGGGGUUCCUUUUUGAUAAAAGUCUUGUUGAUACUUUAAAAGCUUACUGCUGCUACUUAGUUUCAUGUCUGGCGUUUAAUGUACAUCAAAACCCACUAGAAAUGGGGCAAUUCAAACUACAUUCUUGAGAUAGAAGCAGAGCAGAGUGAAGACUUUUCUAGAGAGGAGAAAAAACUAUUUAUGGUACCGACGUGUAGGUUCAUUUCGGCGAUUGAUCAUCUGGUUGCCCUCUCGACUGAUAUAUUCAAAAAUGCAGAUUUGGUAUGGCACCGUUGAAUGAUCAUUUUUUUGGACUUAAAUUUUACACGGUGCAAUAUUUUUUAUCAUAUCGGGUUCCAAAACAUUUCCAUCAGUUUUAAAAACAGGGUGUGUUUGUAUUCGAUCUUUAAAACACGUCAAGACCUUGACAAUGGGAUAAAUCAUAUAACUUUCAGUUGCCUAACAAAGUUAGACGACAAAGGAGAAAUUUGCAAUUCAAUUUGUUAAUUCAACUUAAAGUACUUUUUGUUGAUAUUCAAAUUUUGGAUGAAAAAUGAUAUUAUUCCUAAGGUUUUGAACGUUGUGGAGAUCGAUGAGUGAUUUCCGUCUUCUCUCUGUUCGUGUUAAUUGGAACUUCUGCCCAUCAACUUAAAUUUAUUUUCUAACCGUUUAACACUCAAAUAUCAUAUCAAAUAUGCAAGCUUUUGCCCGGACGAGACAUACUCUGCCAUCUAAUAUCGAGUGAACCUAAUUACGUCACUAUGGUAACAUCAGCUUUCACCAAAAUUCUCAAGUUCUUGUAAUUUUUUCUUCAGUCCACAUUAUCGCUUUCAUGGGAAAGGUGUUAACUCGACAAAACAAUAAGUUCCAUUUGUAUUCUCGAAAAUACCUGAAAAACGAUAAUCUCUUGAUUCAUUUCAAGAUCUUUAGAGGUUCAAGUAAGGUUUUUGCGCUCUUGAAUAUCCGUAGAUCUAGAGCGUUCUGAAAAGAUAUCGAAACAAAUCUAUAGUAACAUUUCACUCGCUCCAAUCCCUACUAUUUGAGUCAUUAUUGGAAAAACGUAUCAAGUCCUUAUGUAAGUGCGAGAUCUUUAUCAAUUAAAAAAAACAGCUUUCUGUCCAAUGAAAUUAACAAUUGGGGGCAGGAAGUUAUGUUGCCCCACGCAUUCUGUUGAAUACAUGAAAAAACAUCUUGUUUUACAAGAAUGCAUUUAUAUCUGUUGUGCUCAGACUUAAUAUUCUUCUUUAUCUCCCGCAGCUUUAAAUGAUAAUUAUUAUUUUUUACAUCUGUUGAUUGCGUGGUAUUGUAUGUCAGUUAACUAGACUGAGGGAUGCGACUUGAAUGAAUUAAAAAAAACAUAGUCUCAAUAUCCAAUAAAAAAAGCAUUUCUUAGUUCGUAGCUAGUGUUCCAUGAGAGAGGAAAUUCUUGAAACGUUAUUAAAAGAUCUAUCGCUAUUUAUUUUCUAUCCCAAAAGAAAUUAUUUUACGGAUUACAUUAAAAUGUGCCCGCUUUCAGCCGCUACAUUCUCAUAAAAAUCCUAAUUAAAAGUUGAGUUAACUACUCACAUUUAACGAUAUGUGUUAUGACCCUCGCAUUACUCGACAAAAGAGUGCGUAAAACUAUACGAUGAGCGUACUGGUGCGAGAGGCGAGCCUUGAGUAAAGCUUAAAGAGUUCAGUAGCAACAUCAGUCCUUGAAAAGAGAAAUUUUAAAUUUCAGAAGUGAUACUGGACUAUAUUCGUUUUGCUCAGCCGCGCUUCCUGUUAUGCGUAAAAAAAACUAUUAAACUACCGCCACUCUUUUAAACGGUCCAAUGUAAGACUAAAAACCAAUGAUGACUUGUCUAUUCGCCUUUUUCGGCGUUUCAAGACAUUUGCAAGAGUCGACUUAGAGUUUUAGGAUUUCUCUCUAAUGGUCUCUGAUCUGAUUGACUUCUCUGAUGACAUUGGUUGCGGUUUCACGACCCGCAAUAAAUUCGCGCUCUCACCCCACAUAACAGCGAUCUCCAACCCUCUCCUCCCCCAGCCCUCUCCACCCACGUAUCAUUAGGGACCUUAAGCAAUCCACGACGACGAGGAUAACGAGGAUCGAAAAACAAAAGAUCUAAUUGGCAGAACAAUAGCUCAGCACGUGCGUCUUAAAACUUUGUACAUUUCUUAGCCGUCCUAUGCAAAACAACAACGUGAAAUCACCACAAUUUGCGUUGUCUGCAGACCGAAACCGCGACGGCAAAUUAUUUUAAUUUCCGUUUGGAACUCAACGCUCCUUUUAUACGUUAUGCGGAAGUUGAGGUGUGGCGCUGUUAGAGACGGUAAACAAAUGCAGCCAUUUUUUAAUUUCUAAUUAAAGGCAGAAAUUCAUUUUUUAAUCGAAUUCUUCCUUGGCGUUGCCGUCCUGAUUGCUUAAGGUCCCUAUUAUUUCCUACGGUUACUUUAGGUCGUGCUGUCCAUAAGCCAUUUGUGAGUCUCACUAUAAGGCGCAUAAACUGUUUUAAGCUUUCAUUUGUUAUUUCUGGGACUUGAUUUCUUUUUUUCAACUUAUUCAACAAUAGAACUGUUGGCUUCUUCUACGAUGAUGAAUAUGUGGGAGAGAAACCGGACGAGAGACUGAGAAGGAGUCCUGUGACGUCAAGACCCUUCAGCAAGAUGCAAGUGAACGAAGAGGGCGAUGCAUCGUAAGUACACAUAAUGCUUUGAGCUCUAGGAAUAGAUAAACUCAGUCAAAAAACUUGCAUAUCUGUUUUAAGUGAUUCGCGCCUGCGUUAUCAGUCUUAUUGUGACCUUUUUUAUUCAAUAGUGGAACAAGAAAAGAGGAUCAAGAGGCGAUUGAACAGGCCUGGAAAGAAGAGAAACAAAAGAUUAACUCAGAUUCGAAUGGAGCACAAUCCUACUCAACCAUAAACAACGGCAAGGAGUAACAAACUUACAACCCCUCACUCUUAGAUUCAUUCCUACACUCAAUUAACAGACUUCAUAUAAAAAUAUCGUAAUAUUUGCAUUUAUUUUGUGUCUUUUCGUUGGAUGCUCGAUUCUAAGUAGCUAGUGUAAUGUUAAAUAAAUGUCAAGAGACACGGAGUAUUAGAUCAAGUACUGUGUGAUAUUGUGGGGCAGGCCCCUAAGCCUUCGAACGAUUCAAAUCCAAUGAAAUUGCAGAGGACAAAAUCACAACUAUAAGGAUAUGAAUAAUUAAUUGAAACAUGGCAGGCACGAAAACUUGAUGCUGAGUAGAUAGAUUUUGCGCCCAGUAGAAGGUGAGAUUUCAGUUCUUUCCUGUGGGUUUGACUUUGGAAAAAUUUAAUAAUUGUGAGGGGAAAACAAGUAAACUUUAUUCUUUGCUUCUGUCACAAAUUUGUCGAUCUUUCUCGGAAGGUCGAGUAUGUGUAAAACUGAGUUGUAGCAUUUUUCAAGAAAAUGGACUACUUUCAGACGUGACGAGCCCAAUUUUUCUCUCGUGUAUAUAGGGCACUGUUCAAUAUUUACGAUUUUCAGUCUAGGACGAGGCCAAGAAAGUUUACUUGCGCGAAAACGUUUGAGUACGUGAUACAAGUGUGCGAGUCCUUUAUGUUUCUAGGCGACCUCUUGCACGCGCAGGAUGCACAUCGAAGCUUUUCGCCGGUGCUAAAAACAAAUGAUCAUCCGGCGAAUGAUAAAAGUUUCCUGGGUUUUUGAAACAGGAUACUUAAUUUUACCUACGCCACAUGAGAAAUUUCCUCGUCUUUGAGAAUUCGAUGUAGAAAGUAGUUUAUAUAAAUUCAAAGUAAAGUAAAUUAAAUUAACUAGGGUGUAAGUCAAAUUCUUCAGCACCGUUCCUUUCACGGUUAUGUAAACGUAGGUGAACGUAAAUAAAGCUAUUUUAUUAGAGUUGUGCUGCAAAAACUAUUUGAAGUUCGUGUGUUAGAAAAUUUCAUAAGAAUAAACUGUAG
Molecule: messenger RNA, 4959 nt
Organism: Pocillopora meandrina
Lineage: Eukaryota; Metazoa; Cnidaria; Anthozoa; Scleractinia; Pocilloporidae
Source: the annotation of a GenBank genome assembly